AUGUGGAUCAGCAGUCCUUUUCAUAGAGCCAUUACUUGGUUUACACACAGUGAUCCAAUGCCACAACCUGCUGGAUGAUGUGAACGACACACUGCUGUGUGGCCAUAUAGAGGACCAGGAGGAGCUCAAGGCCUUCAGAAGCAACACCCAGUGCAUCAACGGCUUCAUUGUCAUCGAUGAGACAGUCAAUCAGCUCUAUGGCUCCCAGGUCACCAGGUACUUUGAUGCCAGAAAUAUUCUGUAUAAGAUCCUUCCACUGCCCCCACAGAGGAGAACAGGUCCAUUAAAUGUUCUCUAUAGGAUCCUCCCACUGCCCACUACAGAGGAGACCAAGUCCAUGGAGCUCGUGACCAGGAUUCUGGAGGAGGUCCACAAGUUUGGCAUAGACAGGCGCUCUGAGCCCCUCAUUGCUAUUGGAGGAGGGGUGUGUCUGGAUGUGGUGGGCCUAGCUGUUUCUCUCUACCGGAGACGAACCCCCUAUAUCCACGUCCCAACCACCCUGCUCUUCUACAUUGAUGCAAGUGUGGGGGCUAAAACUGGAGUCAACUCUGCCAAUGGAAAGAACAAGCUGGGGAGUUAUAUUACAUUUGACAUUUUAGUCAUUUAGCAGACGCUCUUAUCCAGAGCAACUUACAGUUAGUGAGUGCAUACAUUUUCAUACUGGCCCCCCGUGGGAAACGAACCCACAACCCUGGCGUUGCAUGCGCCAUGCUCUACCAACUGAGCUACAGGGGACUAUAUAUCCCCCGGUUGCAACGUUUUUAGACUGUACUUUCAUUUAAACUGUUCCUUGCUGGCAGGUUUAUAUUGGGAUGGCAGAAAUGUUCAAGGUACUCAUCACAGUAUGCAUGUGGGUUGAAUAUGUGACAGCAAUACAAACUGAACAUACAGUGGGGGAAAAAAGUAUUUAGUCAGCCACCAAUUGUGCAAGUUCUCCCACUUAAAAAGAUGAGAGGCCUGUAAUUUUCAUCAUAGGUACACGUCAAAUAUGACAGACAAAUUGAGAAAAGAAAAUCGAGAAAAUCACAUUGUAGGAUUUUUAAUGAAUUUAUUUGCAAAUUAUGGUGGAAAAUAAGUAUUUGGUCACCUACAAACAAGCAAGAUUUCUGGCUCUCACAGACCUGUAACUUCUUCUUUAAGAGGCUCCUCUGUCCUCCACUCGUUACCUGUAUUAAUGGCACCUGUUUGAACUUGUUAUCAGUAUAAAAGACACCUGUCCACAACCUCAAACAGUCACACUCCAAACUCCACUUUGGCCAAGACCAAAGAGCUGUCAAAGGACACCAGAAACAAAAUUGUAGACCUGCACCAGGCUGGGAAGACUGAAUCUGCAAUAGGUAAGCAGCUUGGUUUGAAGAAAUCAACUGUGGGAGCAAUUAUUAGGAAAUGGAAGACAUACAAGACCACUGAUAAUCUCCCUCGAUCUGGGGCUCCACGCAAGAUCUCACCCCGUGGGGUCAAAAUGAUCACAAGAACGGUGAGCAAAAAUCCCAGAACCACACGGGGGGACCUAGUGAAUGACCUGCAGAGAGCUGGGACCAAAGUAACAAAGCCUACCAUCAGUAACACACUACGCCGCCAGGGACUCAAAUCCUGCAGUGCCAGACGUGUCCCCCUGCUUAAGCCAGUACAUGUCCAGGCCCGUCUGAAGUUUGCUAGAGUGCAUUUGGAUGAUCCAGAAGAGGAUUGGGAGAAUGUCAUAUGGUCAGAUGAAACCAAAAUAGAACUUUUUGGUAAAAACUCAACUCGUCGUGUUUGGAGGACAAAGAAUGCUGAGUUGCAUCCAAAGAACACCAUACCUACUGUGAAGCAUGGGGGUGGAAACAUCAUGCUUUGGGGGUGGAAACAUCAUGCUUUGGGGCUGUUUUUCUGCAAAGGGACCAGGACGACUGAUCCGUGUAAAGGAAAGAAUGAAUGGGGCCAUGUAUCAUGAGAUUUUGAGUGAAAACCUCCUUCCAUCAGCAAGGGCAUUGAAGAUGAAACGUGGCUGGGUCUUUCAGCAUGACAAUGAUCCCAAACACACCGCCCGGGCAACGAAGGAGUGGCUUCGUAAGAAGCAUUUCAAGGUCCUGGAGUGGCCUAGCCAGUCUCCAGAUCUCAACCCCAUAGAAAAUCUUUGGAGGGAGUUGAAAGUCCGUGUUGCCCAGCGACAGCCCCAAAACAUCACUGCUCUAGAGGAGAUCUGCAUGGAGGAAUGGGCCAAAAUACCAGCAACAGUGUGUGAAAACCUUGUGAAGACUUACAGAAAACGUUUGACCUGUGUCAUUGCCAACAAAGGGUAUAUAACAAAGUAUUGAGAAACUUUUGUUAUUGACCAAAUACUUAUUUUCCACCAUAAUUUGCAAAUAAAUUCAUCAAAAAUCCUACAAUGUGAUUUUCAGGAUUUGAUGUGUACCUAUGAUGAAAAUUACAGGCCUCUCUCAUCUUUUUAAGUGGGAGAACUUGCACAAUUGGUGGCUGACUAAAUACUUUUUUCCCCCACUGUAUCAUCUUUCUAAAACGACUGAGACUGAUCUGUGCAUUUCGAGACCUAUCUGGAAAACGGGACACCCCAGUUGUUUUGGACAACCAUCCCUUAACAGCAAGGGGUGGUUGUAUUUGUUUGCUGUCUAUUACAUGUCUAUUACACUCUUUACUAAUCACGAUUACAAAUUAACAAAUGUUAAUGAAGAAAGUUGAGCACUUUUUACAAGCCUAAACCACCCCGUUGAUAGUGUCUUACUUACAUUGUGUUUCCAAACCCUGUAUGGAGCUAAUAAAUCAGCUAUGUCCAUCAUCCUUUGUGUUCCAGAUGGCCCUGAUGAAACACAGGGGCCUGUUUGAGCUCCUGGAGACUGUAGGCGGGGACCUGCUGGACUCCAGCUUUCAGUCCUGUGACCAGAAGGCCAGUGGCUGCUGUGACCUGGAGGAUGCUGGCUCUACGUCCCCAUGCAUUGCCAUAGAAACCAUCCAACCUGUGGGAGGAUGACCUGGACAGACUGGUGGACUUUGGCCACCUAGUCAGACCUGAGCUACAAAUGGUAAAAAGUUUAUCACUGAGUUAAUAGUAGAGUGAAUGAUAAAAAAGGUGUAUGGAGGGGAUAUGAAAGGAUGGAGAAUAAGGCAUCAGGGAAGGUGUGAAUGAUGAGAUAUAUUUUUGACAAGUAAAGAGACAAUUUGGCAAAUAUGCAUACAGUAUAACUUUACCUUUGCAGAAAGUGCUGCCUGUGCUGCUCCACGGGGAGGCGGUGAACAUCAACAUGUCCUUCAUGGUGUACGUGGCUGCCAGAAAGGGCUCCAGACGGAAGAGGAGAAGGCCCGGAUCAGCCGCUGCAUGGUGGGGCUGGAGCUGCCUUUGUGGCACCAGGGCUGCACUCUGGCCCUGGUGCAGAAGUCUCUGAGUGAACAACUUAAACACCCUGAGGAUGCCUCUUCACACAGGACUGUGCUGUGCAGGUCUGGACAUCUUUCCUUCAAAAGGGCAGUCUGCUGUUGCUACAUCAAUUUUUGGACAUACAGUGCAUUCGGAAAGUAUUCAGACCCCUUCACUUUUUGUUACUUUACAGCCUAAUUCUAAACUGUAUUAAAUUGUUGUUUUUCCCUCAUCAAUUUACACACAAUACCUCAUAAUGACAAAGCAAAAACAGGUUUUUAGAAAUGUUGGCAGAUGUAUUAAAAAUAAAAAAUGGAAAUAUCACAUUUACCUAAGUAUUCAGACCCUUUACUCAGUACUUUGUUGAAGCACCUUUGGCAGCAAUUACAGCCUCGAGUCUUCUUGGCUAUGACACUACAAGCUUGGCACACCUGUAUUUGGGGAGUUUCUCCCAUUUUUCUCUGCAGAUCCUCUCAAGCUCUGUCAUCUAAUUUCAGGUCUCUCCAGAGAUGUUUGAUCAGGUUCAAGUCCGGGCUCUGGGUGGGCCAAUCAAGGACAUUCAGAGACUUGUCCCAAUGCUACUCCUGCAUUGUCUUGACUGUGUGCUUAGGGUCGUUGUCCUGUUGGAAGGUGAACCUUCGCCCCAGUCUGAGGUCUUGAGUGCUCUGGAGCAGGUUUUCAUCAAAGAUCUCUCUGUACUUUGCUCCGUUCAUCUUUCCCUCGAUCCUGACUAGUCUCCCUGUCCCUGCCGCUGAAAAACAUCCCCACAGCAUGAUGCUGCCAGCACCAUGCUUCACCGUAGGGAUGGUGCCAGGUUUCCUCCAGAGUUCAAUCUUGGUUUCAUCAGACCAGAGAAUCUUGUUUCUCAUGGUCUGAGAGUCUUUAGGUGCCUUUUGGCAAACUCCAAGCGGGCUGUCAUGUGCCUUUUACUGAGGAGUAGCUUCCGUCUGGCCACUCUACCAAAAAGGCCUGAUUGGUGGAGUGCUGCAGAGAUGGUUGUCCUUCUGGAAGGUUCUCCCAUCUCCACAGAGGAACUCUAGAGCUCUGUCAGAGUGACCAUCAGGUUCUUGGUCACCUCCCUAACUAAGGCCCUUCUCCCCCGAUUGCUCAGUUUGGCCAGGCAGCCAGCUCUAGGAAGAGUCUUGGUAGUUCCAAACUUCUUCCAUUUAAGAAUGAUGGAGGCCACUGUGUUCUUGGGGCCCUUCAGUGCUGCAGAAAUAUUUUGGUACCCUUCCCCAGAUUUGUGGCUCGACACAAUCCUGUCUCGGAGCUCUACGGACAAUUCCUUUGACCUCAUGGCUUGGUUUUUGCUCUGACAUGCACUGUCAACUGUGGAACCUUAUAUAGACAGGUGUGUGCCUUUCCAAAUCAUGUCCAAUCAAUUGUAUAUACCACAGGUGGACUCCAAUCAAGUUGUAGAAACAUCUCAAGGAUGAUCAAUGGAAACAGGAUGCACCUGAGCUCAAUUUCAAGUCUCAUAGCAAAGGGUCUGAAUACGUAUGUAAAUAAGAUAUUUUUGUUUUUCUAAAAACCUGUUUUCACAUUGUCAUUAUGGGUUAUUGUGUGUAGAUUGAGGAAAAUGUUUUAUUUCAACCAUUUUAAAAUAAGGCUGUAACGUAACAAAAUGUGGAAAAAGUCAAGGGGUGUGAAUACUUUCCGAAGGCACUGUAUAAAUUAAUGAUAUGUACCUAUUGAUUAUUGAGGAAUAUAACUUAUAAAUGCCUCAUGAGCUAAAUUCAACUGUCGUACUCCAUCAGAACCCAAAAUAUAAGCUUGUUUUACUCCUAUGCUAGUAAAGAAAGUAAAUAUAAACAAACAGCCUCAAAACAUGGUUAAAACAAUACUUUUAAUAUCAUGGAUGGUCUGUCCUUGCAUCCAUAGCUCCGUCUAUGAAUUUGAGAGUGGUUACAUUUCUUCCACCCCAUCCCUCAGCUUUUUACCGAAAUAGGGGUGGGGAACCCACUUUGUUAUUGUUUCAACUGCUGAUUGCCGCUUUAAGAACACCAUCAGACUGCCUUUUUAAAUCAGAACAUUCCUAGACAUGACCAUACAGUAUGAGUUUUGGAAUUCCCAAAACAAGUAAGUUGUAGCAGAUGAGGAUGUGUGAAACUCACUCCUCAGCCUGAAGUGUCCCUACUUUGUUGCAGAAUAGCUAGCUUUUCGCAUGGCAGACUGGUAAGACGCUUCGGGAGGACGGUCAAGUGUGCUAGCAAGGCAGAGGUCCUGGGUUCCAGCUUGAAUCAGGAGGAAGUGGUACUCGCUAAGCAAUCAACGUGACAUCUGUUACAGAUGGUGCCGUGACCUGGAUCUGCAGUUGCGCUCAGCUCAACGCUGGAGUCGCUGUGGAGUAAGUUUGAGGGGUGAAUGUAGCACAUGGGGAUUUGUGAAACUCACUCUUCAGCCUGAAGUGUCCCCACUUGUGUCACCAAAUAGCUAGCUUUCUCUGUGGCGCGACUGGUAAUACACUUCGGGAGGGCAGUUACUGUACAUGUGCUAGCAAGGCAGAGGUCCUGUGUUCGAGCCUCGGUGUGAGACGAAUUAGGAGGAAGUGGUUCUCGCUAAGCAAGCAAUGUUACGUCCGCUACACAAGCACAUUUACUGUACUGUCUCAUCUCUACAGAAAUCUUGCAUGACAUCAGUGAUGAUAUUCUGUGUCAGGCUUUCAAGAGCUGGUGUGAUGAACUUGGUUCUUCUUGACGGCUGGUGAUAGUCUAUUCUAUACAUCAUCUAUUCUCAUUAACCUAAAUGUAUAGCGUAUUAUUUUCCCAUCAUUAGUGUUCAGAGACAAUUAG
Coregonus sp. 'balchen' is the source of this 6144-nucleotide messenger RNA. The record is from the annotation of a GenBank genome assembly. Lineage: Eukaryota; Metazoa; Chordata; Actinopteri; Salmoniformes; Salmonidae.